Molecule: messenger RNA, 2895 nt
Organism: Chelonoidis abingdonii (Abingdon island giant tortoise)
Lineage: Eukaryota; Metazoa; Chordata; Testudines; Testudinidae
Source: RefSeq, a predicted model, not a curated record
CAUUGAAUUGGUUCUAAAGUAUUUUACUGUCUUUUAACAGGUGGUUUGCAUUGGGUCAGUGGCAGAACUGGAAGAGCUGUCAGGAGUGAAAGUCACUGAUCUCCACAGAGAAAGCAUUGAUCAUCUAACCAUCCCUUCACGCUGUGGAAAAGGAAUGUUGCACCGUGUUUCUGAAGUCUUCGAUUGUUGGUUUGAGAGUGGGAGCAUGCCUUACGCACAAGUCCAUUACCCAUUUGAGAACAGAAAAGAAUUUGAAGAUGCCUUUCCUGCUGACUUCAUUGCCGAAGGCAUUGACCAAACCAGAGGAUGGUUUUAUACUCUCCUGGUGCUAUCCACAGCUCUUUUUGGGAAGCCUCCUUUCAAGAAUGUAAUUGUAAAUGGGCUGGUUCUUGCUAGUGAUGGCCAAAAAAUGAGCAAACGCAAGAAGAACUAUCCUGAUCCAGUGACCAUUGUAAAUGGUUAUGGAGCUGAUGCACUAAGGCUGUACCUCAUCAAUUCUCCUGUGGUAAGAGCCGAAAACUUGCGGUUUAAGGAGGAAGGAGUAAGAGAUGUGCUGAAGGAUGUCUUCCUGCCCUGGUACAACGCGUAUCGCUUUCUCAUUCAAAAUAUUGUGAUCCUGCAACAUAAGGAAGAUGGAAAGGAAUUCCUGUACAAUGAGAACACGAUGAAAGAGAGCAACAACAUCAUGGAUAAGUGGAUUCUUUCCUUCACGCAGUCACUCAUUCAGUUCUUCAAGGCUGAAAUGGCAGCCUACAGACUAUACACUGUAGUCCCUCGACUAGUUAAGUUUGUUGAUGUACUGACCAACUGGUACGUUAGAAUGAAUCGCAGAAGAUUAAAGGGUGAAAAUGGGAAUGAGGACUGCAUUAUGGCCUUGGAAACCUUGUUCAGUGUUCUGUAUGCAAUGUGCAGACUCAUGGCACCUUAUACUCCCUUUAUCACUGAAAUGAUGUACCAGAAUCUGAAGACCCUUAUUGAUCCAGCCUCAGUUCAGGAGAAGAACAGUGAUAGCAUUCACUAUCUCAUGCUUCCUCAAGUGAGGGAGAAUCUGAUUGACAAAAAAAUUGAAAAUGCUGUUUCCUGGAUGCAAUCUGUUAUUGAGCUUGGCCGGGUAAUCCGAGACAGAAAAACCAUUCCAGUAAAGUAUCCACUGAAAGAAGUAGUGGUUAUCCAUCAGGACCCAGAGGCUCUGGAAAACAUCAGGUCUUUGGAGAAGUAUAUACUUGAGGAACUUAACGUACGUCAGGUGACACUGUCUACUGAUAAAGAUAAGUACGGAAUCCGUCUGAGAGCGGAACCAGAUCAUAUGGUGCUCGGGAAGCGUCUGAAAGCUGCCUUUAAAGCUGUUAUGACUGCCAUCAAGGAGCUGAAGAGUGAGCAGCUGGAAGAAUUCCAAAAGACAGGUACCAUUGUUGUAGAAGGCCAUGAAUUACAUGAGGAAGAUCUCCGUCUCAUGUACACCUUCGAUCAGGUCAUGGGUGGAUCUGUCCAAUAUGAGGCACAUUCUGAUGCUCAGGUUUUAGUUCUUCUAGAUGUCACCCCAGAUCAAUCAAUGGUUGACGAAGGAGUUGCUCGCGAAGUGAUUAAUCGCAUCCAAAAACUUCGCAAAAAGCGCAAUCUAGUUCCUACAGAUGAGAUUACUGUAUAUUAUAGAUCACAUCCUGAAGGUGACUACCUGGAUUCUGUUGUUAAGGAGCAUACAGAUUUCAUUUUUGCAACAAUAAAGGCUGCCCUGAAGCCAUACCCUGUGCCUACUUCAAGAGAAGUGCUCAUUCAAGAGAAAACACAACUGAAGGGGUCAGAACUAGAAAUCACACUUGUCAGAGGAGGCUUACAUCAUCGUGUUGAGCCAGCCUGUGCUUAUGUCAGUCUCACCACGUGUAUUAAUGGUACAGAGCAAGAUGGCGUGUUGCUGUUGGAAAAUCCAAAAGGAGAUAAUAAAUUAAACUAUACUAAACUUGUAGAUGCUGUGUCCUGCAUUUUUGGCCUUAAAAAUUCAAAGCUGUCAGUUUUCAAUGGAAAAUCAGAACUGUUGAGCAACACUGACUUACUGAGUCUCAGCGGAAAGACUCUUCAUGUGACAUCAGGGUCAGCCCCUGCUUUAAUCAAUGCCCAUGAUACCCUCCUCUGCCAAUAUAUCAACUUACAGCUAGUGAAUGCAAAACCACAAGAGUGUCUGAAAGGAGUGGUGGGAACUCUUCUAAUGGAAAACCCAGUUGGUCAGAAUGGACUAACAUAUCAAGGUCUUCUCUAUGAAACAGCAAAAGUGUUUGGACUCAGGAGCAGGAGGCUAAAAUUGUUCCUAGAUGAAUCACAAACACAGGAGAUUACAAAGGACACCUCCAUGAAGACCUUGAAUACGAAGACUCUGUAUGUUCAUGUUAUACCAACAACAGCUGAAUGCUGAGGAUUCCAUUCGUAUUAAUAAGCCCACUUAGACUUUUUUUUUCACAGAAGAGAGAUCUGAUUCUGAUUAGUAUGCUUUUUAAUGAACAUCCAAGUUGUGUACUGUAUUUUCAACAUCAGCAAUUGUACACCGAUGAUGUUUUCUACCUGUGCAUGUGUAAUAUGCUGCUUUUGGUUUCAAAUACAAUGUAUUUUCGUUGUUAUUAUAAAGGCUAUUCAGAGUGAUGUCAGAUCUUAAGCCUAGAUAUCUAUGCAGUAAUUUACCUGAAAGAAAUGGACUCAUACCUCAGUGAUGCCGUUCUCUGCCUGUCCUUUAUGCAGAGGCCAUCUUUAAUUUUCUAAGCCGUGUCUCCAAGGGUGUGUUGUUACAGCUUUGAAACUAAUUAGGGAAGAGUUACCCAGUUCUGUGCAUUCACACUAGUUGGGUUUUAAUGAAGUGCGGUGUUGAUGAAAAUACUUUGGAACAAUAAAUUUUCUUUAUCUCCAAAA